Molecule: messenger RNA, 1044 nt
Organism: Knipowitschia caucasica
Lineage: Eukaryota; Metazoa; Chordata; Actinopteri; Gobiiformes; Gobiidae
Source: the annotation of a GenBank genome assembly
AUGAUCACCUGCUGUGCACUGCUCUCCUCACUGGUCGACGGCUUCUUGGUGGUGGAGGUCUUGGUGGUUCUGGUGGUUCUGGUGGGUCUGGUGGGUCUGGUGGGUCUGGUGGGUCUGGGGUGUGGUCUCUGUGGUCGGCCUGGAGCAGGUCUGGGAGGAGCUGGUCUCUGUUGGGAGCCGGAGCUCUGGGGUCUGUUGCUGGGGCGACGGCAGGUGGGGGCGGGGCCAGAGCAUAGGGGCGGAGUCAGGCUGUGGUUGAAGCGUGCGCUCGCCAUACACACGGCGGUGGUGCGGUCGCACACACACUGCAGCUUGUCACACGCCGUCACGCCCACACCUGAGGACACAGCUGCUCACCCGUGUCAGCUGCUGACCCGUGUUAGCUGCUCACCCGUGUCAGCUGCUCACCCGUGUCAGCUGCUCACCCGUGUCAGCUGCUCACCCGUGUCAGCUGCUGACCCGUGUCAGCUGCUCACCGUGUCAGCUGCUCACCCGUGUCAGCUGCUGACCCGUGUUAGCUGCUCACCCGUAUGCUCACCCGUGUCAGCUGCUCACCCGUGUCAGCUGCUCACCCGUGUCAGCUGCUCACCCGUGUCAGCUGCUCACCCGUGUCAGCUGCUCACCCGUGUCAGCUGCCAACCCGUGUCAGCUGCUCACCCGUGUCAGCUGCCAACCCGUGUCAGCUGCUCACCCGUGUCAGCUGCCAACCCGUGUCAGCUGCUCACCCGUGUCAGCUGCUCACCCGUGUCAGCUGCCGACCCGUGUCAGCUGCCGCCCGUGUCUGACUUAAAGCUGGGGGACCUAACUUUAAGUCUGUUUCUGUGGCAACACUGGUGGAAGAAGCAGCACCUGCAACAGACACCAUCAACACACACCAUCAACACAGACACUAUCACAGACACCAUCACAGACACCAUCACAGACACCAUCAACACAGACACACUCACAGACACCAUCACAGACACUAUCACAGACACCAUCACAGACACACUCACAGACACCAUCAACACUGACACCGACACCCUGAACUAUUGUUCUGACUGA